AAAAUUUUCAUCAUCAUCAUCCGGGUUACCUUGUCGUCAUGGGGGAUCCAAAAUGGCGGCUUUCAUGCCAAAGUGUGGAACUUGGAGUCGUGUUCAAAGGUUUGGGAUUGCAGCGUACAGGAAUUACAGCAGUGGCAAUGGAUACCCAAAUAUCACCCUCUCUGCACCGCUGCCUGGGAUCCCCAAGCCAGUGUUUGCAAAUGUGGAUGGUCAGGAAAAAUAUGAGACCAAGAUCACUGCUCUAGAAAAUGGCCUCAAAGUGGCCUCCCAAAAUAAGUUUGGUCAAUUCUGCACAGUUGGAGUUUUAGUGAACUCUGGAUCCAGAUAUGAAGCAAAAUAUCCAAGUGGAAUAGCACACUUCUUAGAGAAACUUGCUUUUUCUUCCACGGCUCAGUACGGGAGUAAAGAUGAAAUCCUUCUCAUGCUGGAAAAGCAUGGAGGGAUAUGUGACUGCCAGACGUCAAGAGAUACCACCAUGUAUGCAGUGUCUGCUGAGGUGAAGGGUCUGGACACAGCAGUCAGUGUUCUCUCUGAUGUUGUACUACAGCCUCGCCUGUUGGAUGAAGAGCUUGAGAUGACCAGAAUGGCAGUUCGUUUUGAGUUAGAAGAUCUAAACAUGAGGCCGGACCCUGAGCCUUUACUCACCGAGAUGAUCCAUGCUGCUGCAUAUCGAGGCAACACGGUCGGACUGCCUCGUUUUUGUCCUGCAGACAACGUGGACAAGAUUGACAAGAAAGUGCUUCAUAGCUACUUACGUAACUACUACUGUCCUGAGCGGAUGGUCCUGGCUGGAGUGGGCAUCGAACAUGAACAGCUGGUUGAAUGUGCCAGGAAAUACCUUCUGGGUGUGAGGCCAGCGUGGGAAGCGAGCACAGCAUCCAAUGUGGACCUCUCUGUAGCACAGUACACUGGUGGUAUUGUCAAGAUGGAGAAGGAUAUGUCAGAUGUCAGCCUUGGCCCCACUCCGAUUCCAGAGCUCACCCACAUCAUGAUCGGCCUGGAAAGCUGCUCCUUCCGGGAGGAUGACUUCAUCCCAUUCGCGGUGCUCAACAUGAUGAUGGGUGGAGGUGGUUCCUUUUCUGCAGGAGGACCUGGGAAAGGCAUGUUCACCCGCCUGUACCUGAAUGUGCUCAACAGGCAUCAUUGGAUGUACAAUGCCACCUCCUACCAUCAUAGCUACGAGGACAGUGGUCUGCUGUGUAUCCAUGCUAGUGCAGACCCCAGACAGGUGCGAGAAAUGGUGGAAAUAAUAACCAGAGAGUUUAUUCAGAUGGCUGCCAGUGUGGGAGAGAUGGAACUGGAAAGGGCCAAGACUCAGCUCAAGUCCAUGCUGAUGAUGAACCUCGAAUCGCGGCCAGUUAUUUUUGAAGAUGUAGGUCGUCAGGUUCUUUCAACAGGAAAGAGAAAGCUGCCACAUGAACUGUGUGAUUUAAUAAGUAACGUGACAGCCAGUGACAUUAAAAGAGUGACCACCAAGAUGCUGCGCAGUAAGCCUGCAGUAGCAGCACUGGGAGACCUGACGGAGCUGCCCUCGUAUGAACACAUACAGGCCGAUUGA
Messenger RNA from Monopterus albus (swamp eel), 1558 nucleotides. It is a transcript of the gene pmpca, whose product is annotated as peptidase, mitochondrial processing subunit alpha. The record is from RefSeq and is a predicted model, not a curated record. Gene Ontology annotation, molecular function: metalloendopeptidase activity; metal ion binding. Gene Ontology annotation, cellular component: mitochondrion. The transcript is spliced from 14 exons. NCBI's taxonomy places the organism in Eukaryota, Metazoa, Chordata, Actinopteri, Synbranchiformes, Synbranchidae. Bases 53 to 1558 code for a protein of 501 amino acids.